GUUAGCAGACUAAAGAAUUUAUUUUAGAAAUUUAAAAUUUGGAAACUAUCCAAUUUUUAUUUUUGAGCACAUCCGAAGUCUAGUUGUAAAAUGGUUUUCAUUGGGAACAUUACUAAAUUAUAAAAGAUUUCUAUUAAAAGAUGCCAGAAUAUACUGUCACAUCAGAAAUAUAUGAGGAGUUUGAUUAUAAGACUAAUAUAAAACCAAGUAAAAAUGGACAUGUUAUAUCUGAGUUCCCAUUUUUGUUGCCAUGUGGAAGCAAUCAAGUUCAAUUUGACAAGGAUGAUGAUUUGGAUGUAGAAAGACCACAAAAAGAAGUUAUCAAAAUAGAACAUAGUUCAAAAACUAAGAUAUCACUAGUCGGUCUACAAGUGUGGAGAGGGGCAUUCUUGCUGGGAGAUUUACUUAUACACUUAGGACAAACUGGUCAACUGACUGGCAAAACUUUGUUAGAACUUGGUGCUGGUACCGGUUUAACUAGCUUUGUAGCUGCUAUGUUUGCGAAGAAAGUUGUUUGUACAGAUAUCGAUUUAGGAGGUAUUUUGGAUCUCAUUAAAUUGAAUGCAAAAUAUAAUUCAAAGCUGAUAAAGUCACAGUUUAAAGUGAUGCCGUUAGAUUUUACAAAGUUACACUGGAACAGAGCUUUAUUGGAUGAAAUAAAACAAACUGAUAUUGUAAUAGCAGCGGAUGUGAUCUACGAUGAUGACCUGACUGCAGCUUUUAUUUCGACCGUCCAGAAGAUUCUUAAUACUAACCCGCCAAAAGCCUUAUACAUGGUAUUAGAGAAGCGUUAUGUCUUUACAAUAGAGCAUAUGGACUCCGUCGCGCCUUGCUACGAAACAUUCCUCACACUGUUGGAUAAAAUUAAGACAGAUACUCAUUCCGACUGGAUAUUGGAACAGCUACCUCUCAACUUUCCUAAAUAUUUUACAUACGAUCGUGUUAAAGACCUCGUUUUGUGGAGAAUCUCCUCGAAACACAAUAGUUAAUAAUGCUGUGAUAAUAUAUAAUUCUUAAACGU
Nymphalis io (European peacock) is the source of this 1021-nucleotide messenger RNA. Its product is annotated as methyltransferase-like protein 22. Lineage: Eukaryota; Metazoa; Arthropoda; Insecta; Lepidoptera; Nymphalidae. The transcript is spliced from 6 exons. Gene Ontology annotation, biological process: protein methylation. Gene Ontology annotation, molecular function: protein methyltransferase activity. Gene Ontology annotation, cellular component: nucleus. The coding region runs from base 141 to 989 and encodes 282 amino acids. The record is from RefSeq and is a predicted model, not a curated record.